GGCCGAGGCCCCGCUCUGCGCCCUGCCCCCUGCCCGCUGCGCUGCGGAGGCUGCGCGGGGCGGGGACUGCGCGGGGAGGGAGAAGAUGGCGGAGGCCGAGGUUGGGCUGUCUCCUAAUUGAGGAGAGUCAAAAUACUGUUAGCAAGUGACUCCUUCGCAAUCAGCCUGUUGGAUGUCUCUGAGAAUAUAAGAAGUCAUGGCAGAAAAUGAUCCAACGCCAAUCUUACCAAAAAAGUGUGGCCCAUACAUUUCAUCUGUAACCAGCCGUGGCAUGAAUUUGGUAAUUCGUGGCAUAGUGCUGUUUUUUAUUGGCGUAUUUCUUGCAUUAGUAUUAAACCUGCUUCAGAUCCAGAGAAACGUUACUCUCUUCCCCCCUGAUGUGAUCACCAGCAUCUUCUCCUCAGCUUGGUGGGUGCCACCCUGCUGUGGCACAGCAUCAGCUGUGAUUGGGUUAUUGUACCCAUGCAUGGACAAACAUCUGGGAGAGCCACAUAAAUUUAAGAGAGAAUGGUCCAGUGUAAUGCGAUGUGUAGCUGUCUUUGUGGGCAUAAAUCAUGCCAGUGCUAAAGUGGAUUUUGCCAACAAUAUCCAGUUGUCUCUCACAUUAGCAGCCCUGUCAAUUGGACUGUGGUGGACAUUUGAUAGAUCACGAAGUGGUUUUGGUCUUGGAGUAGGAAUUGCUUUCCUGGCCACAUUGGUGUCACAACUGCUGGUCUACAAUGGAGUCUAUCAAUACACAUCUCCAGAUUUCCUUUAUGUUCGUUCAUGGUUGCCAUGUAUAUUUUUUGCUGGUGGAAUAACUAUGGGCAAUAUUGGCAGGCAGCUGGCAAUGUAUGAAUGCAAAGUCAUUGCAGAGAAGACUCAUGAGGACUGAGGAGGAACAGUAUGCACCUUUUGAACAGGAAAACACCUGACAAAUGACUGUCAGAGGAGCAUAAGGAACACUUGACUAUGAAAUUGCCAAAAUGCAAUUUUUUUUCCCUUGAGUGGUAUACUUUACUGCAAUCUGUGAUUGCUGCUUCUAUAGAAACCUUGGUGUCUCAUUUUGAUUACUGUGAAGUCACAAUAGUAUGCAAUACUUUUGACAAUAUUGGUUCAAUUAUAGGAUUCUCUUUUCCCAAACUAAACUGAGUCUACAAUAAGUUCUUGGUCUGUCCAUAAUGUUACAGUGCCAAACUCAACCUUUGCACUAUGUUUCUGUAGCUGAAACUCCUGCUUCACUUUAUCUUGAAAGCUUUGAGGGAUUCGUUCUUAAUAGCUCAGUGAAUGACAGAGGAUGCAAAUUUAAGAAUCAAGAUCUCUUUCCAUAAUACCUUUAUGAAAUUACUGGAUUACAGGUGAGCUUUGAUGCAGCAAAGUAACUGAUUUCUGCUUUUUAACACACUGUCAUUCUUCUUGCUCACAUCACAGAUGAGGAAACUUAAUACAGAUUGUAUGGGUUGUUGCUGUAUGAUUUCAUUUGUGGUAUGUGCCCAGUAUCACAGAAUGCAGAAAUAGAAGCUGAGGCUGGAAAUUCACUGGUUUUCCCCUGGUACGACCAGUCUGCAUGUUUGUAUAUGAAUUUAUGAGGACCAUCGUCAAAUGUGGACAGAUUCUGAAACUACAAUUGGAGUAAUUCUUGUACAAUCCCUUAAACUGACUUGUGUUGAUCCCUUAUUAAAAAAAGAAUCUUAGGGAGUUUUUAUUGAAAAACUUAAUUUUGAUUAAAUAAAUCAGCAACUACCAUAUAGUGUUGUAAAACUGUCCAUUACCACUAUUACUCAUGAUAGUUCUAGUCUGCUACCUGUUCAAAGGGAUCAGCAGGAGGAGCAAGGCUGUGUUCUAGGUACAGAUGUAGUCCUUAUGGCUGUGACUGUGGUCCAGGCAACCAUGCAAAUGCAUUUUUCUCAUACAUAUUUUCUGAGGUAGAGAAAUACUGUUACCUCUCUUCUGCAGGUGGCUGUGCUCUGAAAUUUUGAUGGGACUGAGGAGCUGAAGUAGCCAAUGUGCUAAUCAGUUCCCUCCUUAAGAAGGAUUUUAGUGUGUAACCCAUACUUGUGGGCAUACAUGGAAUUUCCUCAUGGCCUUUUAAGACCAUGAGAUAAAAGAGCUUGUGCAGGAAGGCAGAAAGUAAACUUCAAGAGGACACUGCUAACCUGUGCCAGCAGUGAAUUUGGCAUGGGAUGCCUCCACUUUGUUUCCUUCCUUCUGUCUCUGUGUUGAUGAUGUUUUCGUGUAUUUGUUUUCUUUUCUUUUUGUCUUGAAGAACUAUUUUUUCAGUCCUCCAUGAGAGGAUUUAAAGACAUGUUACAGUCAUCUAGGGAGGCUGGAGUUGGUCCAAAGAACAAAUAGAUGUUUAGACAAGUUUUUAUUCAUAACUGUGUGUAUGCAUUGUACACAAAGCUUGAAAUAGGCAACUCCUUUUCAGUCUUAGAUGCUUAUCUUUCAAGUCUGAAAAACAUGCAAUGGAGUGCUUCCAAUAGCAUUGUAACAAAAGAAGUGGUCACAGAGCGAGAAUUACCUGAAUGGAGAGGUGUAAAAAUAAUAAAUAAUCAAAUGAUGUAUAAAGAGCUUGGUUCUCUAGCUCCACAAAGUUUCAUCACUUUAUUAUGGCUUCAUGACAAUUCCACACCUGCAGCACACUUUGGUUGGGUGAUGUUUCAGGAAACCACUUACAGCUGCUCUUUACUUUAAGGAGAGGCAGAACAUAUUUUAAAUGGGUCACUUACUAGAGAUUUUCUUUUAAUCAAAUCAUACAGCAAUAAGAAGCAUUUUAGUAAUAAACCCAAAAAACUGUUGGGACAUGAACUAGGGGCGAGUUUCUUCAGGCAGUCUCUGGCAUUUCACUGAAGAAGCUGUUGGGUCCCUUUCUGUACAGUAUUUGGCCUUGUCCAUCUUGUUGACUUGAACAAAUGGAUUCAGCUUGGUGAGCAGCAGGAUGAGUCCCUCUUGAAUUGUCAGGGCAGUAAUGGCAAAAAAAUUCAGAUGUUUCAUAUCCAAACUGUGGGAAAUAACAUGGUACCUCAGUAGCCAGUGUGCUGACUUGAUAAACAGUUUAUUUUGGUCAUGACCAAUAAGUGUAUGCAACCAGAGAUGAGCAGUUUUUAUUAUUCACUUGCUGGUAGAACUGCUUUUACCUGCCAGUCUGAAUAUUUACACAGAAGAAGCCUUGUGUAUGUUAAAAUGUGCAGUAUGUGAGAAGUGGUUGUUGUGCAUCUGUGGCACCCACUUUGCAAUACUUUGCACUUAGAUUGAUAAAGACCCAGUUAGACUGUGCUGUCCACUAAUGUCUUUUAAAUUUCAUUUUGGAAAUUUUGAGUAUGUUGUGCAAAGGCAGCAGUCAUCCAAAAUAAAUUUGGGUGGAGUCCUUUAUUAUAUGCCAUUUCUUAUUUUUAUUCUUCUUUGACUAAAGUCAACACAAGAUUCUUCACAUCUUGGAUGUCAUAUUUUUUCAAACUGCGUUGUAGUUUUAUGGCUGAUGUGUUCAAAACCUGAAAGAGGUUCAUGAUGAGAAUGCUGACACAGCCUUAACUGUAGUGGUGUGAAUAUGCUGCUACUGUAUAGCAUGUAAUUACAACAUUAGACUGUUUGAAAUGUUAUUCAAUAGAGAAUGAAUAAGGUAUAUUUUAGAUACAACUUUAUAAGCACUGUAACCUCUUCACUAAUUAAGCAUUGUAAGGUUUAUGCUGUUUUAAACUGGCAAAUUGCUGUUAAAAGCAAAAUGUGCAUUAAAUACAAUUACAACCCUG
Calypte anna (Anna's hummingbird) is the source of this 3728-nucleotide messenger RNA. It is a transcript of the gene INSIG2, whose product is annotated as insulin induced gene 2. The record is from RefSeq and is a predicted model, not a curated record. Lineage: Eukaryota; Metazoa; Chordata; Aves; Apodiformes; Trochilidae. Gene Ontology annotation, cellular component: SREBP-SCAP-Insig complex; endoplasmic reticulum. The coding region runs from base 197 to 874 and encodes 225 amino acids. Gene Ontology annotation, biological process: SREBP signaling pathway; SREBP-SCAP complex retention in endoplasmic reticulum; cholesterol biosynthetic process. The transcript has 6 exons.